Molecule: messenger RNA, 2915 nt
Organism: Scylla paramamosain (green mud crab)
Lineage: Eukaryota; Metazoa; Arthropoda; Malacostraca; Decapoda; Portunidae
Product: protein brambleberry-like
Exons: 13
Coding region: 118-2157 (679 amino acids)
Source: RefSeq, a predicted model, not a curated record
AAAGGCAACACUCCCGACCAAAUCAGCCGAUUCAAAGGCCUGGCUCAGCUGUACGUCAAGACUAAACACCCAGCUUCUACCUUUCAAUUUAAUGUCCUGUAGCUUUAUUACUCCGCCAUGAGAUUGUUGAUGGUAAUAACCGUGAUGUUCCUUGUGAGUCAGUGCCAAGGGGGACUAUUUUCAUGGCUGUUCAAGAAGAAGAAAGACGAGGAGAAGCAGAGCAAGACAGCGCACAGUUCAAAUGGACAUGUGGAAGACCCUGCAGAAGCAAAGGAAAUUGCUACAACUGCUAAAAUUCCAUUUGAGAUCAAGUCUUCAGAUGAGAAGUUUUUGAAGGAGGCCACAGAACUUGGCACCAUCAAACUGUCAGAGUUGGAUGUGUGUCACCAUAAGGUCAUCCUUGCUCUUGAGAAGUCUUGUGGAGAGCUGAAUGAAGAGGACCUGUCCAAAGUUGCUGUGAAUCUUCUGAACUGUCAGUCUGCAGUUGAAAAUCGAGCAGUGUUCCACUGCACAAGUGAUAUGUCCCUUUCUGAUUGCACUAGGGACAUGGACUCCAACACCUGGAACGCCUACCACAUCGUGUCUAACCGUGCCCGAGCUGUGUGUUAUGCAUCCCGGCAGGAACAGUUCGGAGCCAAGACUCAGAUGGCUGUGAAUGUUUUGAUGCAGUCUGCUGAGGAACAGAUAAAGUCCAUGAGUGAUUUGCAGGAGGGUCAGAUGGCACUGGGGAAAGCUACAUCUGAAACUCUUGACACCCUCAGCCAGGGUCAUGAGCAUCUAAAGCAGCAGCAGCAGCAGCUCUCCACAGCCCAUCAGCAUGUCCACAGCUACAUUUCACUUAAUCUGAGGGAGCUUUCAAGAGAGAAGAAGCUGAUUGCAUCCGGACAGAGGGAACUUGCUCUUAUAACAGAAUCAAUCAAACGGAAAAUUGAGGAAGCAAAGGAGCAGCUGAUGAGCCAAGAAGACAAGCAGAGAGCUGGCCAUGAGAUGAUUCUCCAGGAUCUCUCCAGGAUACAGGACAAUGCACUCAAGAUCUGGCAAAAGCUUAAUGCCAGCACACAAAACAUACUGCAUGCCCAUGAAGAAACAGUGCGGCAAUACAGCCGCCUGACUGACGACAUGCAGCGGAUGAACGCCACAGUGUACCACCUGAUGGAUAUGCUGCAGUCCACCAGGCAGGGGGUGGAGGACCAGCUGUCGUGGAUCACCUCCCUGGUUGGCGGCACAGACAACACUGUGCAGAAGGUGUACACUUGUGUCCUCCACGCUGGCUAUUUCUUGGUGGGAAUGAUCUCGGCUACUUUCCUGCAGGUGCCGUACUUGACCCGCGUGGCCCUGGUGGUUCUGGUGCCACUCAAUGCUUUCUCGGAGAUCAAACAUGAAACAAGUCUGCAGUUCUCCACACUCACCACCGUCUUAGCUCUCUGUAUCAUUGUGAACCUGGUAUUCUCCUGCUUGUGGAGUUUGUAUAGACAUCAUAAGAAGUCCAAGUGUGAGCAGAACUCCUUCCUUCACCUUACUGGAAGUGUUGUGGAGAGGACACAGGAACUGGAUCAGCACUCAUCACUAGGAUCUGCCAACACCUCCUCCUCAUCCCAGUCCUCAUCAUCAUUACUAAAGGAGUGUGAUUUCUCCAGUGACGAAGAGGAACCUUCACCUGUUGCACCAUCUAGCAUCUCCUUUCUGAGAAGAAGGGUGUUUGGCAGCACAUUUAGUGGAGGUAAAGCAGGCACACUUGAAGCACAUAAGGAAGUUGACAACAUAGUACAAGACUCAGACCCAGAAUCAGAAAAUAUCACACCAGAGAAGAAUGGAGAGCCAGACAUAACUGCAAAGGCCUUGUCCAAUGUUCGCUAUCGUCUUCUUGACCACCUCAACACUAGCCAGCCCAAGACAUUUCACCACAAUGUAUCGGUCAACAGUGGAAACAUAACCUCAAGUAGUCCCUUGAAAGAAGCUGUAUUGAAUAGAAGCACUGUGUCAUCAAAAAGCCUCACGCCACGGAAACUCUGCGCUUCUGUUUGUAAAAAUGGACAGUUGUGUCGCAACACAGUCUCAGGAGAAGGUGUGUUUUGCCACAAACACGGUGGAAGCUCCCGGGAGAGCACCCCUAUAUCCAGGAGGACCUCGCGGAAAAACACUCCUCUCCGUAGUUGAUGGCAGUCAUGAAGUCAGAAGCUGGUGCUAUUAGUGAAGCAACUUGUGUAUUUUAAGGAUUUUUAAAUGUAAGUUGAACUGGGAUAAAGAAAUGUUGAAUAAGUACCCUUUUUAAACUGACUUUAUAGGCUUCUUUUUUUUUUUUCUUUUUUCCAAUGUCUUGUGUAUUUAUGUUUUCUGGAAAGGAAAAGUGGCUGCAUUUGCUUUCCAACAUUUUGUUAGAUAAGAAAUUGACAAGAAGAAUUAUAUAUGUACACACCAUGAUGUGAAAUACUGUAUUUUUUUGUAUGUGAAACCUUGAUGUGAUUUGAGUUCUUUUCCUUUAUUGCCCCUCAAUGGUCUCAGAUUGAGGGGUUGACUUGACACUGCAAGGUGUGAUUUCCUGUCCUGGCUCCCUCUGUCCAGAGAAAGUGUCAUACUGUCUUGCUUCUGCCUUGUUGGGUGCCUUUUAAUGUAAUCCCUAAUUGUCAAAAAGUUCCUUUUGAUAGUUAGAUUUACAAAGCUCUUGAGAUAGUGAAUUAUACAUUCCAGGUGAUUGAUAUAUACAUAUAUAUAUAUAUAUAUAUAUAUAUAUAUAUAUAUAUAUAUAUAUAUAUAUAUAUAUAUAUAUAUAUAUAUAUAUAUAUAUAUAUAUAUAUAUAUAUAUAUAUAUAUAUAUAAUAUAUAUAAAGAAUAUGCACUGUGAAGUCAUGUCCUUUUGAGAUGUGUCAUCCAAGUUUUAUAUGCAGUAAAAGAUCAAUAAAGAUGAUUGCCUUUGU